Molecule: messenger RNA, 480 nt
Organism: Rhinolophus ferrumequinum (greater horseshoe bat)
Lineage: Eukaryota; Metazoa; Chordata; Mammalia; Chiroptera; Rhinolophidae
Product: 60S ribosomal protein L23a-like
Exons: 1
Coding region: 1-480 (159 amino acids)
Biological process (GO): ribosomal large subunit assembly; translation
Cellular component (GO): cytosolic large ribosomal subunit; ribosome
Molecular function (GO): structural constituent of ribosome
Source: RefSeq, a predicted model, not a curated record
AUGGUGCCACAAGUGAAGAAGGACGCCGCUGCCCCUCCCGAAGCCGAAGCCAAAGCAAAGGCUUUAAAGGCAAAGAAAGCAGAGCUGAAAGGCGUCCGCAACCACACAAAAAAGAAGAUCCGGACAUCACCCACCUUCCGAGGGCCAAGGUACUGCGGCGACAAAGGCGGCCUCACUAUCCUCGGAAGAGCCCCGGGGAGAAAUAAACCUGACCACUCCGCCAUCAGCAAAUUCCCCCUAACUACCGAGUCAGCCAUGAAGAAGACAGAAGACAACAGUACACGUGUGUUCAUUGUGGAUGGCAAGGCCAACAAGCACCGGAUCAAACAGGCUGGGAAGACGCUCUGUGACACUGACACGGCCGUGGUCAACGCCCUAACCAGGCCUGAUGGACAGAAGACCCUAUAUACGCUCAGCUGGCUCCCGACUAUGAUGUUGCCAACCAAGUUGGGGUCAUCUAACCUGAGUCCAGCUGGCUAA